AUGGUUUUUAUAGCUUUAGAAGCAGUAAGUCAGAAGAACAGAGUGGCGUUCUCUUGUAUCUUGGACAUCUUGGGAAAUAUUGGCGGAGCAUUUUUGGGGUUAAUUGCUUGGAAGAUACCACACUGGAGAAAUUUGAUGAGAGCUAUUUAUGCACCACUUCUAAUUGUAGUAUUUUACACGUUCCUUGUGGAUGAAGGAGUCAGAUGGCUUUUAGCUCACGAUAGAAUAGAUGAAGCGGUCUAUGUACUGAACAAAGUAGCAAAAACCAAUGACAUCACGCUUUCCAUUAAAUCAAAGGAAAUGCUUACUAAAAUAUCUGUAGAUAAGAUUAAAGCAGAUGAGAUGGAUCGAUCAGUACCAGUAGAAACGCCCAGUGUAUCAUCUGUUUUAAGAUCAAAGACUAUUUUUAUCCGGAUGGUCAUUAUUGCAACAUCUUUCUUUUGCUGCAUGUUCUUGUUUAUUGGAACCAUUGUCAAUUCUACUUCUUUUUCUGGCAAUCAAUAUUUAAACUUUUCUGCAAUGAUGCUAAUAGCAGUGCCCACUAGGAUAGCCAUCGUAUUGACUCUGACAAGGUUUGGAAGAAGAGCGCCAAUAUGUUUAGCUUACUGCCUGUGUGCGAUCUUUUUUAUAGUAUCUGCUUUUGUGCCAAAAUCAAUCAUCUCUGCAAAAUCGGCAAUGACGUGGGAGACCGCCUUAUUGUACAUGGCAGCAAUAUGUAGUAAUUAUGGAUUUUUCUCUAUGUUAAUGGUGGCCAUGGAGGUGUUCCCCACCACCUCGCGCAACUCACUUACUAACAUCGCCAACACUAUUGGUCGUCUUGGGUCUGCGCUGGCUCCGCAGACUCCUUUAUUGGAGCAAUAUUAUCCAGGAUUACCCAACAUGGUGUUUGGUCUGGCGGCGCUGGGCCCAGCCGUGCUGGCCUUGUUUCUGCCUGAAACGAGUCAAACUGACCUUCCCGACAAAAUAGCUGCCGCUGAGAACAUUGAUGCCCCGAAGUAUCGUAAAAAUGAUGCCGCUGUA
Molecule: messenger RNA, 1020 nt
Organism: Brenthis ino (lesser marbled fritillary)
Lineage: Eukaryota; Metazoa; Arthropoda; Insecta; Lepidoptera; Nymphalidae
Source: the annotation of a GenBank genome assembly